Messenger RNA from Esox lucius (northern pike), 5265 nucleotides. It is a transcript of the gene vclb, whose product is annotated as vinculin b. Gene Ontology annotation, cellular component: actin cytoskeleton. The transcript has 22 exons. Lineage: Eukaryota; Metazoa; Chordata; Actinopteri; Esociformes; Esocidae. Gene Ontology annotation, molecular function: actin filament binding; structural molecule activity. The coding region runs from base 224 to 3430 and encodes 1068 amino acids. Gene Ontology annotation, biological process: cell adhesion. The record is from RefSeq and is a predicted model, not a curated record.
UUUAUUGAGGUUUAGGUUGCUCACUCAUCCCGAGCUGCGGUUGAAGAUUCUCUCAUAGAUGGUUGUGUGGGAAGUAGUUGUGUUCCCAGAGAGUGAAGCUGUCCUGGGGAAAGUGUUGGAGUUACCGUAGACUGCUAAGGACGAGAGGGAGGGAACUUUUGAAACAGCCAAACCGGGCUUGCCUUUUUUCUCUUGGAUAGAAGAGCGGACUCAAGUUUUCACCAUGCCGGUUUUUCACACAAAGACGAUAGAAAGUAUCCUAGAGCCGGUGGCUCAGCAGAUAUCCCAUCUGGUGAUAAUGCACGAGGAAGGUGAGGUGGACGGGAAAGCUAUCCCGGAUCUCACCGCCCCGGUGGCUGCGGUGCAGGCGGCUGUUAGCAACCUUGUCCGGGUGGGUAAAGACACUGUCCAGACAACUGAAGACCAGAUAAUGAAGAGAGACAUGCCUCCAGCUUUCAUCAAGGUUGAGAACGCUUGCACCAAGCUGGUCCAGGCAGCAUCCAUGUUGAAAUCAGACCCCUACUCUGUUCCCGCUAGAGACUACCUCAUUGACGGCUCUCGGGGCAUCCUCUCUGGCACCUCGGACCUCCUGUUGACCUUCGACGAAGCUGAGGUUCGUAAAAUCAUCCGCGUGUGCAAAGGCAUCUUGGAGUACCUGACAGUGGCCGAGGUGGUGGAGUCCAUGGAGGACCUGAUCACAUACACAAAGAACCUGGGACCAGGGAUGACGAAGAUGGCGAAGAUGAUUGAUGAGCGACAGCAAGAGCUGACCCACCAGGAACAUCGUGUGAUGCUGGUCAACUCCAUGAACACCGUCAAAGAGCUGCUGCCUGUACUCAUUUCUGGGAUCAAGAUCUUCGUGACGACCAAGACGUCUGGGAGCCAGGGAGUUGAGGAGUCCCUGAAGAACAGGAACUUCACCUUUGAGAAGAUGAGCGCUGAGAUCAACGAGAUAAUCAGGGUGUUGCAGCUCACUUCCUGGGACGAGGACGCGUGGGCCAAUAAGAAGGACACGGAGGCCAUGAAGAGAGCUUUGGCGCUCAUCGACUCUAAGAUGACCCAGGCCAAAAACUGGCUGAGGGACCCCAAUGCCCCACCAGGGGAUUCAGGAGAACAGGCGAUCCGUCAGAUUCUGGACGAGGCUGGGAAGGUGGGAGAGCUGUGUGCCGGGAAAGAGAGGAGGGAUAUCGUGGGCACGGCCAAAACCCUGGGCCAGAUCACCGACCAGGUGUCUGAGAUGAGGGCCAGGGGUCAGGGGGCUUCUUCUGCAGCUUUGCAACGGGCUCAGCAGGUCUCCCAGGGGCUGGACGUUCUCACUGGGAAGGUAGAGAACGCAGCCCGGAAACUGGAAGCCAUGACCAACUCCAAACAAGUCAUCGCCAAGAGGAUUGACGCUGCUCAGAACUGGCUGGCAGACCCCAACGGAGGUCCUGAGGGGGAGGAGAACAUCCGGGCUCUCCUGUCUGAGGCCAAGAGGAUCGCUGACAUGAGUGAGGACCCCAAAGAGAGGGACGAUAUCCUGAGGUCCAUCGGAGAGAUCGCAGGCCUCACCGCCAAGCUGUCAGAUCUCCGGAGACAUGGUAAAGGUGACAGCCCGGAGGCCAGGGCUUUGUCCAAGCAGAUCGCCACCGCCUUACAGAACCUGCAGUCCAAGACCAACAGGGCAGUAGCCAAUAGCAGGCCGGCCAAGGCCGCGGUCCACCUGGAGGGGAAGAUGGAACAGGCACAGAGCUGGAUGGAAAACCCCACCAUAGACGAUGGGGGAGUGGGCCAGGCAGCUAUCCGAGCUCUGGCAUCAGAAGGCCGUCGCCUGGCUACUGCCCUACCGGGUCCUUACAGGCAAGAGCUGCUGGGAAAGUGUGAGCAGGUGGAGCAGCUCAUGGCCCAGCUAGCCGACCUGGCGGCUCGGGGGGAGGGCGACUCCCCACAGGCGCGCGCGGUGGCCCAGCAGCUUCAGGAGGCCCUGAAAGACCUCAAAGGAACGAUGCAGGAAGCGAUGACCCAGGAGGUGUCGGACAUCUUCAGUGACACGACCACGCCCAUUAAACUGCUGGCCGUGGCGGCCACUGCCCCCUCCGACGCCCCCAACAGGGAUGAGGUGUUCAACGAGAGGGCUGCCAACUUUGAGAACCACGCCAACCGGCUGGGGGCCACCGCUGAGAAGGCUGCUGCUGUAGGAACCACCAACAAGAGCACGGUAGAAGGGAUCCAGGCAGCUGUCAAGUCUACACGGGACCUCACUCCACAGGUCGUCUCUGCUGCACGUAUCCUACUGAGAAACCCCGGCAACCAGGCUGCGUACGAGCACUUUGAGACGAUGAAGAACCAGUGGAUCGACAACGUGGAGAAAAUGACAGGUUUGGUGGACCAGGCAAUAGACACUAAGUCCCUGUUGGACGCCUCUGAGGAGGCCAUCAAGAAAGACCUGGAUAAGUGCCGUGUGGCUAUGGCCAACCACCAGCCUCAGAUGUUGGUGGCUGGGGCGACCAGCAUCGCCCGGCGGGCCAACCGGAUCCUCCUGGUGGCCAAACGAGAGGUAGAGAACUCUGAAGAUCCCAAGUUCAGAGAGAUGGUGAAGGCUGCGUCUGAUGAACUCAGUCAGACGAUCUCUCCAAUGGUGAUGGAUGCCAAGGCCGUGGCAGGGAACAUCACUGAUCCAAGUCGGCAAAAGGGCUUUCUGGACUCUGGUUAUAAUAUCCUUGAGGCAGUUGCCAAGGUGAGAGAUGCCUUCCAGUCUCAGGAACCAGAUUUCCCACCACCACCACCUCCAGAUCUGGACCAGCUGCAGCUGUCCGAUGAGCCCGCCCCACCCAAACCCCCCCUACCCCAGGGCGAGGUUCCUCCACCCAGGCCUCCUCCCCCAGAGGAGAAGGACGAGGACUUCCCUGAGCAGGCGGUUGGAGAGAUGGUCAGCGAGCCCAUGAUGAUGGCUGCAAGACAGCUCCACGAGGAGGCGCGGAAGUGGUCCAGCAAGGGUAACGACAUCAUCGGCGCAGCCAAGCGCAUGGCCCUGCUCAUGGCUGAGAUGUCCCGUCUGGUGCGUGGCGGCAGUGGCAACAAGCGCGCCCUCAUCCAGUGUGCCAAAGACAUCGCCAAGGCCUCGGAUGAGGUCACCAAGCUGGCCAAAGAGGUGGCGAAGCAGUGCACUGACAAACGCAUUCGAACCAACCUGCUCCAGGUAUGUGAGCGUAUCCCUACCAUUAGCACACAGCUUAAGAUCCUCUCUACGGUCAAAGCUACCAUGUUGGGUCGUACCAACAUCAGUGAGGAGGAGUCGGAGCAGGCUACGGAGAUGUUGGUUCACAAUGCCCAGAACCUCAUGCAGUCUGUGAAGGAGACGGUCAGAGAAGCCGAGGCAGCCUCCAUCAAGAUCCGAACGGAUGCCGGUUUCACCCUCCACUGGGUCCGAAAGACCCCUUGGUACCAGUAAUGGACCAACUGUUUGUUCCUCUGCCUCUCAAAUAGCUCUGUAUUCCCUAUUUAGUUCACUAUUCUGUUCCGGGCUCGUAUGUCUGAAAUAUUAGGGCACUAUUCAGAGAUUUGGGUGCUAUCUGAGACAGGUUUAUUCUGCUGAAGACCCAGCCUGUUAAGGAGAAAACAGCCACACCCAUUGGGCUAUUGAUUGGACGGACACUUACUGUAGCCACUAAUUUAAUGCUAUAAUGAAAACAUCCUGCCUGAUUGGAUAGAAUGAGUUGAUACUGAACACAGUAUUUAUCGGUCAUUGUCAAUCCCAUGACAGUUUGGUGUACUAUAAAUGAAGGGACUUUCUGAUGCAACUUUGACAUUGUUUAGAAUUUUUCUUAGUAAGAUCUUUUUUUUUCUAAUUGUAUGUAACAAAAUAAAGUGAAAUUUGUUUUUAGUUCUAAGGUUAAAUCAUAUAUAUUUGACUAAGGUUGUUUUUCCCCCAUUUCCAGUAAGAUAAAUGGCUAUUAUUAGAAGUGAGAUAUACAGAAGCCCAUUGCAAGAAGGAUACCUCCAAAUUCUAUUGAUUAUCAAGAUUGUUUUUCUUAAGUCAUUUUUGUAUCUUUAUACUGGUUCUUUAUUUCACUACUUGCAUUCUGCAGCCAUUCACCUUUGCUAGUAUUAAGCCCAUCCGAUCUGAACUCAAUGGGAGUUGGUUGAAAUAUCUUAAUGCUCAGCUCUACACGCAACUAUAUAUUAUUAUGUGGUGUUGUCUGUUUACACUUAUGUUAUAGAAACUGAGAAAGAAACACUGUUCCAUGUUGAAUUUCAAAUAGAUGAGAUGAUUUUUGUAAGAAUGUUUUUAUUUUAAUUGUCAGGACUUCUGCCAAAGAGUUUAUUCUAGCCAGGGGUUCAAAAUCUCUUAGUCAUCUUUGUGCCUACUCCAUUGCUGUUCUUGACACAUCAUGAAACAACAGGGAGUUGGCAUGAUGGCACUAAGCAGACUGGCACUCAGGCUAAUUUCCACCUUUUUUUUUAAAUGGGUCUUGGGGUUUGCUAUAUCUGCAGUGUUGAAAAACACAAGGGCUAGCUGGUUGGACACAUUACAUAGAGAAUGUUUCAUCAACUCACAGUCAUCUAGCCUACAAAAGUGAUGAUGAUUUGAAAUGAAUUAUCUUAAGAUACAUUUGCAUUCAGCGCUUGCUCUUUUCUUGACUAGCUCAGAUUUUUCACAAUGUUGCAUUGAGAUCACAUGGUAAAUGUAAGUGCCUUGAUGCAAUGUACACAGCGUAUUAUGUACAGACGCAUUCAUUAUAUAUUAUGGGAUUUUAAGCUAAAGGUCGUGUAUGGGGUUAAGUGUAUGAACAGUUUAUUGGCUUGUGGAUAAAGAUUAAGCCUAGUCUUGGACUAAAAACCAAGUGACUUUGUCUAUGACUAGGUUUAAUCUGUGUCCAGAAAACCCUGGGACCACUAAUGUACAUUAUGAUGUGCCACCUGAAAAGGGUGUACGAAGAUCAGCCUUUAUGCUGAUGUCUACAAAAUACACUACAGUAAACCUUAUAGUAGCUAACAUAGCUUGGACUGUACAACUGGUUUAAACAUAGAAUUUUUAAAUGUUCUGUCUUAGACCAAUGCAGUUUGAAUGUGUAUGUUAUUGAGACCCUACAAAACCAUCUGAUGUGCCUUGUAAUAAAAAAGAUGAAUUGCAAUAAUUUUUUUUGUUUCAUUUACAGAAAAAUGCUGUCCCAGAUAAAUCUGUAUAAGUCCUACGUACUGCAGCAUGAUUUUGUUCAGAUUUGUUCAGUGUCAACUCGAGCAACAUCCGUUUUAUUCAGUAUCUAUAAAAUUACUCAAAUCCUG